Molecule: messenger RNA, 894 nt
Organism: Fusarium venenatum
Lineage: Eukaryota; Fungi; Ascomycota; Sordariomycetes; Hypocreales; Nectriaceae
Source: RefSeq, a predicted model, not a curated record
AUGAUUGCUUCUACCUGGACCUUCAUCGCCCUUGGCGCAUUCUCGUCGCUCACGGCAGCAACACCAGCUCGAGAAGAUUCGCUUCCAUCAUACCAUUAUAGCGCUCCUAUACCCGUUGAGUGUAUGAGCCGUAACUCAGAAACAGGCGAACACGUCGAAAACGAAAAGCACGAGAUCGAAUGGAAACCCUUUCCCACAUGCAACGAAACAGGUCGUCCCCUCGAGUUCAACUAUGGUAAAGAAGGCGAAGUCAAUUGCACAAUCGCCAUGAUCGACGACCCCUUCUUCCAUCUCCUCGAAUUCUACAUCCAUUCCGAUGCGCCGCUGUCCUGCCGCAUUCCUGCUCGCCCAGCCGCAGAAAUCGAAGUCAUCGGCGAGAAAGCCCCCGAGCGUGAAUACGUUCCUCUCGUUUUUGCCCUCGCAGGCACGUUGCAGCUGAGCCACAUCCAUAUCAGCACGCACAUGAAUGUUCUGCUGCACAGCACGCCGAAACACCACACGCAUCCUCACGAUAGUGGUGUGUUGGACUCUGCUAUCGCUUACAGCACGAGCCCACUGCAUCACUUACAGGGCUCGCAUACGCGCAAGUUGGUGAUUGGGGAUCCUUUACCUCUGUUACUUUCGGUGCGGUGGUUCCCUACGCCGGCGCUACCCAAGACAGAGGGCAAGGUGGAGUGGCAGGGCUUGGGAGGCCAUAUCUACGCCAGCACUGUCUUUUACAGUCUUGUGUCUUUUGGUGCUGGUGUUUUGGUUGCUGCCAUGUAUACACUGGGCGUGGUACUGCCCAAGAGACUUAAGGGACGAGCGCUUGGAGGGGCUACACCCUUGGGAUACGGAGUGAACACCGUGGGUAACGGAUGGGGCUAUUCAAAGCCGAACAAGAGGUCGGAUUAA